GGCUGCUCAGUCUGAAGUAUUAUUAAGGUGUGACUGCAACUGAGUGAGGACAUUCUCUCUACCUGUUAAUCACCAGCCUGGUUCAGAUACUAAUUGCAGUCUUUAAUCUCAGACAUUUGACUCAUGUUUGGCUCUGCUUGUGCAUCCUCGGCAGCUCCAUUUUAAGAGCAGUGUUGGAUGUCUGAAUCAGACCUGAUUUAGCUAUACAGCAGUACAUUUUAAAUGAGCAUCUGCAAGACAUGACAGGAAAUAAUUUUGAUGAGAUUCUCUGUCUUAUUGGGGGCUUUGGGAAGUACCAGAAGAUCUUGUAUGUGUGGAUCUGUCUACCGCAGAUCUUUCUUGCAUUCCACAUGCUGGUCUCUGUCUUCACUGGGGCUGUUCCACCUCAUUUAUGCCGCUCGACGUGGCCGCCAGAGGACAAUCCAGCAUCUUCGAACUUCAGCCAUCUGACAACUCCUGAUGGCCCGCAUGAGUUGUCAUGCACUGUUCCCUUGAACCACAGCAGUGUUUUAACUCUUGGCGAUGGACACCCUGCUGGGAGCUGCCAGGGGGGCUGGGAGUACAGCACCAAUACUUUCGAAAGCACUAUAGUAACUGAGUGGGACCUGGUUUGUGACAGUGCAAGCCUAAACAACAUGGGCUCCUCCAUCUACAUGUUUGGCCUCCUUAUUGGAGCUCUGAUGUUCGGGAGCUUAUCAGACAAGUACGGUCGCAGGAAUAUUAUCCUCAUCAACCUGGCUAUCCAGGCUGUAUUUGGGGUUGGUGCUGCUUUUGCCCCUAAUUUUUACGUCUACAUUGCUCUUCGUUUUGUGGUUGGAACAACUGUCUCUGGUGUUAUAAUGAAUGCCUUUGUCCUAGGCACAGAAUGGACUGGACCUAAGCAGCGAAUGCUGGCCGGUAUAAUCACUGACUACUUCUUUGGUUUUGGCUACAUUCUGCUGGCCGGAGUGGCGUAUCUCAUACGAGACUGGCGUAAACUGCAGCUGGCCAUUUCCAUACCCGGUUUCCUCUUCAUCUUUUACAUCUGGGUGUUGCCAAAGUCGGCCCGUUGGUUAAUGGCCAAUGACAGGAAUGAGGAAGCAUGGGAGCUGAUCCAUAAAGCAGCACAGAUGAAUGGGAAGCCCAUCACCAAAGAUCUGCAGAUGUGUCGGGUCUAUAAAACUGGAGAGAAAACAGAGGUGAAGAGAAAAUACUCAUGCAUAGAUCUUGUUCGAACCCCAAGAAUGAGGAAGCAGUCUCUGAUUGUUUUUUAUCUCUGGUUUGUCAACGUGCUCGUGUACUACGGCCUGUCCCUCAACGUCUCUGACUUUGGGAUGAACAUCUAUCUGACCCAGAUGAUCUUUGGCCUGGUAGAGAUGCCUGCGCGCACCAUCACCCUGUUCACCCUCAACCGCUCCCGCAAAAUCUCCCAGUUAGCUUUCCUGGCUGUGGGUGGCACAGCGUGCCUGCUGACCAUCUUCAUCCCUAGUGACAUGUCUGUCAUCAAAACGGUCCUGGCCAUGAUUGGGAAGUUUGGAAUCACAGCUUCUCUGUCCAUUAUUUAUGUCUACUCAGCUGAGUUGUUCCCCACUGUAAUAAGACAAAAUGGGAUCGGCAUCGGCUCCAUGUGUGCUCGGAUUGGAGGAGUCCUGGCUCCCAUGAUGUACCUGCUGAAGAGCAUCAGUCCUCUGGCUCCCAUGGUUGUCUGUGGUCUCUGCCCUCUGCUGGGCUCGGGCCUCACCCUGCUGCUGCCUGAGACAGCCAAUAAGCCCCUACCUGACACUAUAGAACACACAGAGGGAGCCGACCUCAGUGAAGUGGAUGGCAGUGUGAAGUCAGUCGACACCUCUCUGAAGAACACCAAUGCUGGCGGCACUGGGAUGGACUGACAUACAUCGGCGGGAGGUGUAUUUCUGGACUAUACCAAA
Messenger RNA from Scophthalmus maximus (turbot), 1907 nucleotides. RefSeq lists its product as uncharacterized. The transcript has 10 exons. The record is from RefSeq and is a predicted model, not a curated record. Bases 240 to 1868 code for a protein of 542 amino acids. Gene Ontology annotation, cellular component: membrane. NCBI's taxonomy places the organism in Eukaryota, Metazoa, Chordata, Actinopteri, Pleuronectiformes, Scophthalmidae. Gene Ontology annotation, molecular function: transmembrane transporter activity. Gene Ontology annotation, biological process: transmembrane transport.